Molecule: messenger RNA, 23419 nt
Organism: Porites lobata
Lineage: Eukaryota; Metazoa; Cnidaria; Anthozoa; Scleractinia; Poritidae
Source: the annotation of a GenBank genome assembly
GGAAAAGAUAAUAGUUCUGGCCAGAAGCCAGCAGCCAACAGACACUCAAGAUCACUUCGAAUGGAGCGAGGACAUCAUGUCACAGACAACAUCCCUAAUAGAACCCAGUCAGUUGGUGCAGCUGCGGCAUCUCGCAUCAGAUCAUCAUCUGCACUAGGACACCAAAGCCCGGCACAGCUGGAGAGAAAACAUUCACAAAUAAUACGUAGACAAUCUGGAAUUUUAAGAUCCAAGCCUUCAAUCAAAACCCCAAGGAUAGAUCACACCACUAGCUUGUUUAGUAAAUUAUUGUCAGCACUGAGGUAAGAUUCUUACUUUCCUUAGUUAAGGUGUUCACAAUGUUAUUAUUUUGUCGCAUCUAUAACCAGGGCUCAAAAUAAUUUCCAGAGAGUCUCCGGGCACGAUGACUGGUCAAAUUCAUCUUAGCUCAGUCACGUAUUGUUUCUAGCCGGUCAAAUUUAAAAGGUAAAUAGCUCUUAAAACAAGGGCCCUUGAACCAAAACUGGGGUUAUAUAUUUUCAAAAAACAGCUUCUGAUAUUUGGCAGGGUUAUGGAGCUGGAAAAACCCACAAAAUUUGCGUUAGAAAUCUUAUCAAGUACAUGUUGAUACAACUUAUUUGAAACUUAUCUUAGCUAUUUGGGCUGUUUAAAUUGCGUAAACUUCAUUACCACAAUGAGCGAACAAUGUUCCAAAACUACGAGGCUAAAAUUAUGUUGGAAAAAAAAUUUGUGCAAAAUUCCUGUGAAAUUGGCCAAUUUUUCUGUGAAUCUAACUCUGAAAAUCCCACGAAACUUGCCCUUUUUUCCGCGACCUAUCAGAAGCCCUGAAAACAGUCGCUGCUUAACUAAUAAAAGUGAAAAUAUUUUUAUUUUUGUGAUGGAAGUGUGUGAACCCCAAUGUCUGUUUCAAUGCAUGGGUUGUAAACAACAGUACUAGUUGCAUUUCACCCCGGAUUUCAGAUCAAAGUUCUGCAAUACACAUACAUACUGAUAAAACAACUGACACAUAACUGAACAGCAUGGAAAUUUUAAUUUAUAUCAUUCUCAAUGCGAUCCAAUGCUGUUACUGGUCAACAUGACCGGCAAGACAAAAGGUUGACUGGUCAACUCCCCAAUCAGUCCGGACAUUGUCUGUCGACUGGUAUUUAUUUCGAGCACUCAGGUAACAAAACUUAAUUAUUUUACUGCAAAUGCCCUCUUUCUUGAGGUACAUCUAACUCAAUGCAAAAAAUAUCUAUUAUGAAAAUAAAAUAUUGUCAUUAUAGCUCUGAGUACCUUAAGAAAUUAAGGUGGCUUGAUUGGACACUAUUUUUGUACACACACCUUCCAUUCAACAGCAUAAUCAGAUUGACUUUUAUUGUAAAUCUAAGUGUAUUUAUAACACAUGGAUAUUAAGACUGUUUUUUCAUCUCUGCAGUGAUUAUGGCAAGCAUCUUGAAGAUGCACUGAGUACUGUAGAACCCAAGGUAAAUAUUGAUCAUAGUGUAAAAUAAUUAAUUAACAGCUAGCCGCCAGAGGAAAACCCUUCACUCCUUUUGCUCCUUAUAUAUAGUGGCCCCCCAAAAAUAUACCAGUAAAUUCAAUUUUCCUCUUGAAAAAUCAUACAAAAUAAAAAGUACACCUGUACUAUGCUGUUUUGCAUUUGAAUGGGCAACUCCAUGAUUCAUAAGUUGGAGGGACAAAUAAGCACGCCAUAACAUUGGUCUAGAGGUAACUAUUAUUAAUCAUGACGACCAUAUUUGAUGGGGAAGCAUAGAUAAGGUGAACAUGAUGUACAGGCUGGUGAAUUUAUUUUUAGUAUAAUGCUUUGCACAAUAUUAUUGUUUGGCAAGUGCAUGGUAGGUACAUGUUCAUUUAAGCAAUUGAUUGUCCUGGCUUAACCCUUUGUGCGUUUCCCUAACCACAUGUAUGUAGUUUGUGAAGGGUUCUCCUGUAAAUUGUGCAUCAUCAGCAAAAUUAACUGACUAAUGAUGCAGCUUGGUGUUAUUAGAUUAUUGGUGCACUCAGUACUUAAGAUAGUGGUGUUGUUUUACUUCUCAGAGAAAGAGAAUUGUUGAGGAGAGAAUAAAGUAAGUAUGACUUAGUAUAGAACAUCCUUAACCCUUUCACUAAAAAAAUGUGGCUAAAAUCAACAUUUCACAAAAAAUUUAAGAUUUCAGUUUGUAACAUUCAGAUUAAAACAAAGUGUUCUAUAAAAUGUAAAGAAGUUUAUCGCAGUUGAAGAUAUAACUUAUGCAGUUGCCAAAAGAAGACCUGAAAAUUUAGGCUUGCCAGAAUAAUUCAAACCCUGACUGGCUCUGCAACACUGGUGCAGUGCUCUAACUAAUAAUAUUAUUGAGCUAGCAAGCCAGCUGGGGUCAUUGCACCUAUGUAACUAUGUGAAAAUUCUGCUAAAGAGGAUUUAAAUGGUCACACCAUAGGAUUUUCUACAGACUCAAAAGUUAGGAGCAUCUCCCAAGUUUCCAGUAUUCACUCUGGCAGUGAAAUUUUCAUAAGGUCAUGAUGGUAAUAUAUGGCAACAGAAAGAUUACUUAAAUAAAACUGAGUUCUUGCUGUUUAAAACUUCACCACUAUAAUUCCAUCUCUUGAAAUUUGUCAAAUCAGGCUUGGGAAUUUUUCUGAGGGUUAAAUUGCUAAGGACUGUCUCCAAUUUCAGAAGUUCACAUGAAUUUUUCGUAGUUGUGAAAAAGUAGUAAAUGUUCUAAGAAGUGUGGAGCAUUGCAAAAUUGUUGUUUACUUGUUAAAGCUGUUGCUUUUGUGAUGCUCUCAUUGCUGUCACCAUUGUUAGGGUUACAUUACCUCCCUAUAUGAAAUGGGCAAUUCCAGAAAAUAUCCAUACCAUACCAAGGACGGCUUCCAUAUUUUAACCUCCCCUUGCCCUCAGAAUUUGCAAAAUGGGUUAUCCCCCAUGCGCUUGGAAUUCCAUAAUUAAUUAUAAUUGUUAAUUUAAAUCCAUUUUUUCGCAAACCCCCCAUUUUGAUGAUUAAAUCCAUUUUUUCGUCAAACCCUAUUUAAUUCCUGACAGUGUUUGUAAAUAUACCCAAUUUGGCUUAUUUUGCACCAAGAUAUUUCAAAUGACUCCACUUCUGAACUUCAGUAGAGCUGGUUACAGAAGGAGUCAAUUCUGGAAAGAAAAUUUAACUCCUUCUACAACAUCCAUUAACUUACAUUGCUGCAAACUGGUACAGAAGAUAAUUGAAAUAAGAAUAUCUUCUUAUGAAUGUGUGUACACUCAGAAGAUAUUACGGUCAAGUGUAUUGUUAUUUCUACCAUCUUGAAUUUGAGCCUUCGGGGUCAGCAGUAGCUCCCAAUCCCAGGAGCUUCAAAAAUAAUUUAUUGAAAUGGCUUCUUCGGUUAAAAAACCAUGUUUCGCAUUGAAUGGACAAAAUAAUUUCUGAGGCUGUUUUCACAAGAGAAAAAAAGAUGUUUUGUAGCAUUAAGGCCUCUGGAUGAGGCGCAUGUUCUACAGGUGAACACGAACACAUGGCUGAUUGAUGGAUGCUUGCCUUCCGGUUGCCUUGUAUCCUGCUUGCGUGGUUAUCAGCAGUGUCAUCAUUUGAAUUGAUUUUAAAAGUCCUUAAAAUAAGUAUGUUGCCAGUGGAAAUUCCAGAUCUAAAGCCACUUCAUGCCUUUGGAAUUCCAAUCGUAAUACAGUUGACUCCCAAAAACUCGAACCCUCAGUAACUCGAACCAAAAGCGAUUUCCCCUGGAUUUCCGUCAUACGUUUAUUGUAAUUUUAUCCUCGGUAACUCAAACCCUUGAUAACUCGAACCUCCUGCAAACUCGAAGUAAUUUUUGUUUCCCCUCAGAUCAUUUCUAUAUAAUUUUACCCUUGACAACUCAAACCAUAUUUUGAGCUCUUAAAAAGUCGCGGGAAAAAAAAUCAGUGUACUGGCAUGCAUUGAAUUUUGAAUUUCCCAUUGAUGUGUUUUAGGCAUAUAGUUUACAAGCGGAGGCUGAUGUUGUUUGUAACAAAUCUAAAGUGAGACAGUUUAAUUCACUUCUCAAAACGCAUGUUCUAUUAGGCUAUGUUUUGUUACGUUACGUUCUGAUAUAUAAUCUAGAAAUACACAAAUGUUCACUGUACAUUAAAAACUAGUCUUAUUUUUCCCUUACUUUUGUCUAUUUGCUUCUAGCUCUCGAUAACUUGAACUCCCGAUGACUCGAACUUUUUUCGAUUCCCCUUGAAGGUUCAUGUUAUCGUUCAAAGAGCCCCCCUCCCCCCCUUUCCCGUGCUCUUGGAAUUCCAAAAAGCCGUCCAUGGUAUGGCAUGGAUGUUUUCUGGAACUGCCCAAUGAUUAUUUGAAGGAAAGUAUGUAGCUGAACUGGAUUUUCCAGAUGGGUGGAGAGUUCUAACUAUGGAGUUUGCGUAGUACUAAUGUUGUUUAAUUAGAGUGUUUUAAUGUUUUAAUUUUAGGUUGAUUGCAUCACGAAAACAACAGGUAUGUUAAGCAUGUGGUAUUAAUAAGAGAGAUAAAAUAGUUCUUAGUUUUCAUGUUAUUUUUACCAUUAAUUCUCAGUCUUUUUUAUUACUGGUACUAACACAUAGCAGUAUGCUAGUUUUGAUGAUAAACAUUCAUGGCAGAGUAUGAUAAUGAGUAAGAAAAAUGUUGUGCAAGUGAUUCAUUCUUCAAGAUUUAUUAGUGGUCAUGAUGAAAAGUCAUUAUGAAAAGUUAAACCAACAGAUUUAAGGCUAUCAGAAAGAGAGAGAUAUGUUGUCAGAAUAAUAAUAAAAAGUAUCGAUAUUAAAGCAGUUUUUGAGUUACUUGUAACUUACAGACAUAAUAAAGGUCAGCCCAGCUAAGAGAAGGCACAACUCUCAGAAAUUGCAAGGAACAGCACUUGCUGCCAAGCAGUAGCUUGUAGUUCCUUGGAAUUACUUGCGCUUUAAUAAGACGUCUGCAGAGAAAUAUUCCAAAAUGAGAAGUAUAUGUACUUUUAAUAUGUACAACAGGAUCCAAGAUUUUGUUUAACUGUUUUGGAACUUAUUACUUAAUUAAUGACAUAUUAUGAUUUCUUUAUUAUUAUUUCAUUAUAAAAUGCAAGGGUAUAUUACUCCAGUAAAAUAAUGCAAAAUCAAUUCAUAAACAUCCACAUUUAUUUUCUUUUUGUUUCUUGUAGAUUGAUGAAAUUUCCCAGUUAUACCUUUAUGAGCAAAAGAUGAGAGAAGGUGCUGGAAAUUAUCUGUCUGAUUCAGUAACAUUUAAUUUCAAUAUUUAUUUAAAAUUUCCUUGGCAUUUAUUAAAGAUAUUGGCUUUAAAUUACAAUAUUUGGUAAAGUUGGGAGUUUCAUUGAAUUUCACUGUUCAUCUGUAUUGGGAUGGUAAGGGUCAGAUCACUAUAAUAUCUUUAAGUAUCACCAUGCAAAGCAAUAUUAUUGUCGUUUGAAAUGAUCAGCAUAUAUAUCCAGCAUUAUUUAAGUUUCUUUGAUACUGACAUAACUACAAAAUGUUACAAAUUUUUCACUUCUUUUGCUUUUUUUCCUCCUCAUAUUUUUGCAUUAUUUCUUUCGCACUUUUUCUUUUCCUUUUGUACACUUGCAUGUUCAGCCUUGUCCAUUUUUAUCCUAUUUAAUGAUUAUUUCCUGUGUAAUAAAGAAAUAAUUGUAUGUGUUUACGUAAACGUCUUGCCGAUGCCAGUUUUUUUGUGUAAUAAUUAAGUCAUAUAUUUUUAAAGGUGGUCCAUAUCAUAAGCCUUAUUUGCCUCCAUGGCUAGCUACCUUGCCUCAUCUUUUUGACUUUUAUGUAUAAUAUUUAAUGUAAAUGUGGCAAAAUGAUAACAAAACAGUGAUAAUAGUAAUAUUAGUAAAUGGUUUGUUUUGAUUUACAGGCUCACGUAAUCUACUGAAUGCAUUGACAUAUCAAGGAUCUAAAGGAGGACAAGAGAAGUGUCGAUCAAGUAUUGCUUCAUGUACUGAAGUAAGAAAACAGUUAUCUAACAAUAUUUGUCAUGACACCAUCCCAUACCAAUGGCCAAUAUUUGCAAUGGCGGAGGACUUUAACCAACUAGUAUAUUAUAGCUUUCCAAAGGAGCAUGUUCCAUAGGUUGUUAUAUUUUUUGAUUAAGUAACUUAGUUUUUUAUGUUACUUAUUAUGCUUUUGUUUACAUUGCAGAAAAUGUGUGCUAUUGAAGAAGAGCUUGAAACCAAAUUGGGAGUUUUCAAGUUUACAUUAAAUGGUAUGAGUUGUACAACCUGACUCAUUAGAUAUAUUAUUUUAAGAAGCUGUAAAAGCAGAUAGAUGUAUAGCUGACAUUGGAACAUAUAUAUAUAACUAUUUCAGUUUUCUGUUUUCUUAAUGUGGGACUUUAUUACUGUACUUUCAAUUGUGCCCAAAAAUAAGGCAAGCUUGAUGUGAAAAAAAUCAUUACAAUGAACAAAGGAGAACUAAUUACAUGUAAAUGUUUGUGUGGAGAAGAAAAUUACACAAUCACAUGAAGCAUCUAGUAAAACGAUAUAUAGCUAUUGUGUAGUUGAUGUAUUGAAGGUUGCUUACUGAAGUGACUGAUUAAAGAUUUACUGGCUUUUUUUUAGCUCUGUUAGCCUUUGGAAGACUUUGCAGUGGGGAUGUCUAUGACGUAUGUAUUUGAACUUCAUUUUACCACUGGUUCUGGUCCCUGUAAUAGAAGAUAUGUGUCACCUGCUCUUUUAUUAUUAUUUGUUGCAUUCUAAGUAUUUUUUUUCUUUAGUUUAGGAAUUUCCAUAUAUUUAGUCAUUGUUGUCCUUUGAGUCAGAUUGCAGUUAUAGGUCUGAGACAUUAAGGAAAGUAAAAGUUAGAACAAAAAUAAGAUCAAACCACAUUGUUUCCUUUAGCCAGCCCAUAGAUGUUGUUAUUGUUGUUGUUUUUGAGGUGGAAUUUGGCAAGUAUGGUCCGCUUUUUUCUUUUUCUCACGACUCCUCAUUUGGUUUAGUGGUCAAUAGCUUAUCUUGCGUGAGCAUUUUUUAUGUAGUUGAUGACCUCUAAAGAGAGAGUAGGAGAUCCAUGAACAAUCUACUCAUCCAUCAUAAUAAUUUUUUGUUUGCUGGUAUUUUAGGUACAUAUUAAACAUGGAAGUAACUUUAAGUGGAAGGCAAGGUGCAAAGUAGAAAGGGAGAGACAGAGGUGGACAGAUGGUGAGGUAAGGAACAAAAGUGAUUAUAAAUAGAAAUUCGUUUACAAUUGUUAAUGUGAGCUUGGCUAGCCUGCACUACAGACCUGGAAUGUUCAAACGUUGGAUAGUGUUAUCCAUCGGACAAAUCACUAUCCAGUAGAUAAGUAGGAGGGGAACAAGUUGUGUUUAUUCACUGAAUGGUGAUUUAUCUGACGGAUAGCACUAUAUAUCCACCUCUUGAAGGGGCAAGAUGUAUUGUUCGCGUGAGUGAGUGCUACAGUAUUUCUUACAGUAGCCAUCUUUGAUAUUGAAAGUAGGGAAACACUUGGGAAAGCAGAAAGGUUGAAGGGUUGGAAAGAGGAAGGGGGAGGGGCAGACGUAAUUAACCUCCGUUAGUGACUUCUGCGAAGUACUGCCGAGAUCCUUGUUCUGUGCCCACAAUGGGCUUAAUGAAUUACCGCAUGUCUGGUUCGAAUUUCCUUUCGUACUGAUUGGCAAAUCGACAAUGGCUUUUUUAACGGGCCAAUCAUGGCACAUACUCAAAUCCUGGUACACAGGUGGGGACCCAGAACAACGAUUUUUUUGGUGCUGUUUCACAGACAGACUUAACCAGAGUUUACUUUCAUCUGUGGUGUAGGCUAUUCCUUACUGAGUGGUGGCAGCUGUUUCUCAGUGACUCACCUCUCAGUUUUUCUUGCCACGCACUGAUAUUUGUGACACAUAAAUCAAAUCUUAUGCACUAUUCCUUUCAAUAUAACACGUAUGAUAUAUUACCGCUGCUAAGUUAAUUGAAUUAUUGGUACUAGCCUAGCCCAUCUGACUUGGGCAAUGGGCACUAUGGCAAUGCAUGAAUCCAAGAAAACUUUCACAUCUACACCUUACUGUUUUCAUCCACAUACAGUGAGCUUGUACUUUCACAUCUUACACCUUGACUGUUUUUGGUUUAUCCACAUAAAUACAGUGAAAAUUAGAAACCUUUGUAGUAGUAUAAAGUAAUAGUAUGAUUUAUGCAGACAAAUACAAUAUCCUCUCUUUCACUCACCUAAUUGUUUUUGAAAUAUCAUAGAUGUGUUCAUAAUUUAUUGGUUUGUUGCAGAGAAAAUAAUUAUGGGAAGAAAAGGGUUAAAACUCUAUGAUGCUAUGAAAGUGACUGGUUUUCAUGCCAUCUCCCAAAGAAAUUGCACUUCAAAACAUCCUCCUAACUAUGUGUAUGACUAAUAGCCCUUAUUUCUUUUUUGCAUGUUUUCUUUCAUAGUUUACUUUGAGACCUUCCAUAUCUGAUGACUUUACCAUCCGAGUAAGUAUAACUUUAGCUUAGUUCAACAGUUAAUUGACACAGUUCUUUUUCUGGGAAAGAGACUCAUCAGGCUUGAAAUAGUCAGAAAUUAAUACUUCAAUCUUUUGACAAAGAAACUGUGAACACCUGUAAGAACAAAAUCUGGCAAAAUUCUUUCUGCCCAAGGCGAUUACUUAUCACAUGGUUGUAACUGAAUUUAGAAACCGUCACUUGUGAGAUACAAUGUCUUGUUGCUUCGGCUGCCUCGUAAGGAACAUUACAUAGUGAGUUGUAGACCGCUAUCAAGCUCUCCUGGGCGCUCUGGCAGUAGGUGAGAAAAAUGGCCGCAAUCUCUCCCUCAUUUUUCGCCCUGCUGACAGAGUGCCCAGGAGAACUCACUAGCAGGCUGAGUCAGUGGGGAAAAAGUUUGCUUUUUAAAGACACUCUAGACGACAUAGCAAGUGGAAAUGUUCUCUUAGUAAUUCAAUAAUGUGUAGCCUGACUGUACAUGUAGCUGCCCCUCCAGUUUUUCUGUUUUUGAUUUCAUGAACUUCUCAAGUCCCAAGAUUGAUCAACAUCAGUUUUCUUUAAACAAUUCCAUUACAUAACCAAGAGAAAAUACUAUGAGAGUCAAUAAAAUGAUCACCAAAGGGAAAACGUUUUGGUUUUUUUUGUCAAAUUCUCUCAACGAAAUCCUUUAAGGAAAUGCAAUGGAGAUCAGUGAGGAGAAUUUUUAAUCUGUGGAUACUGGGACUCAACUAAAGGAAUAAUUUCUAAAACAGUGAUUGUUGGUGCUCUGUGGUUAGGUAAUUGAGAUGAAGAAGAUCCAAGCAAACGUGCAAAUUGGGAAUAUUCUUUUAAGAUCAAGAAAUUACAUAAAGGCCAGACCUCAGGUUAGUAUUAACCACUCAUAUCAUAUCAGUACAGUGCUUAAACCCGGCUGACAUUGUGUUUAAUAACAUUGCUUUCAAUUUUAUCGGCUAGAUUGUGUCUGUACCUCUAAACAGCACGGGUUCAAUGAAACUUAAGAUAACCGUGGAAUGGAGGUAAGUUACUUUUACUUUCCAAAUUAAUGGAACUGCUCACUUGUAUUAAAUACUGUGUGUUCUUCACACACUGUCUUUGACCAAGUUUUCUUUAACGUCCUACGAAAUGAAAACCCCGGACACUGGUGUCAAGGAAAUGUCUUGGAAUGAAACAUGAAAGAUUUUUGUGCAACAUUUCGGACACUAUCACCUUCCCUUUGUCCACUGAUGAAGAGAAAUUCAGCUCACUUUGUUUUUUUUUGCUAUCUAUGAAUCGUUUAGUUGGCAUUGUAGCUUACCGGCCGUGUGCCAUAAGGAUUUUCGCAUCUUAUGCACUUGUGUCACUGACUACAACAUCGUUAUCAUUUGUUUCUUUGCUUUCAGGCCAUUUUCUGGAAAAGAGGAGAACACGUUACGAGCUAAGAAUCAGAAUUUGUUAUCAGAAGUGAUCUUCCUUCAACCUGCCGCUGCAUCUUCUACUGACGGCAUGGGCGGUAGUAUGUCGGUGGCAUCCAGCUCUACCGGUGACACCAGGUAUUAAUCCGGAAAUCGUUCGUUUCAAUACGAACUCAAGCAGUGAAAUUGCGCAAAAUCUCGAUCACUUUAAGUAUAGCUUGCUCGUGAACAAGAAAAACAUUUUGUGUGAAUAUUCUUCGUUCUUUAAGCCAAGUACUUGAAACUAUGUACGCCUCAACUGAAUAAACUUACCGAGAACGACUUUGUAUCGAAACGAUCGGUACAACAAAACUCCGCUAUGCGGACGCGCUGUUUUUGCUGCGACUGAUUUUCCCUGGCAUAACAAAGCUUAGUUAAUGCGGCCCACUCUCAAAUCAAAUGUCCAUUUUAAAGAACAGAGCGAAGGCCAACUGAAUAUCUCUUUCUCUUUGAACUGUUCUGAUCUCUCUCUCUUUUUUUUUUGUUCUUUAUAGUUCUGAUGUGAGCGAAAACAGCCGUGUAGAAGAUCGAGUCACUGAUAAACCGAGUUCACAUUCACACCAGGUGGGUAGCCCUUUGUGUAGUGUGAGUGAACAGUUCAAUUUUAAACUAGUAACUAAAAAGUAUCAAAGAAGACAAACUUUGUCAAAGAAGGCUGGUUCUUCGUCUCCAAAAUCUUGUAGGUGAUCCAAUAGUGAAGCUAAAGCUAAGGCCGCGAUAAAAGUAAGCUGACAUUGGCACCAUAUUGCUAUCUUUGUCUUUCCUUUUGGAUCUAUCUAAUAACUCUCACUGGUCUCAGUAUUCUGAGUGUUUAUUCCAAUUUUGUUAUGAGUGAGUGAUGAUUUCUCUGAUGUCAAAACAUAUGAACACUAAUUGUUUCCUAGGAGCUUGUUGAAGAUGCAACGGAUUCUUCUGAGAUAGCAGAUAAAGCUGCUUUUUCAUUGGACGUAGAUGGUCUAAUUUCCCAGGAAUCUGAGGAGUUUCGGCAUGCAACUUCUUUGGAUAGUGCCCUGCAACAUCUUAUCCCUACUCUACAAUCCAACAAAGGUUUGAUUAUUUGAUGCACAAUUAAGUUGCAGUUUGAAUCGCACCACUAGCACUGUUUGUCGCUCAACCCGCUCUGGCCACUUGCUGGAUUUGUUCUCAGUGGUCCCGAGUUCAAAUCCUCGACCACGCUUAUAAAUAGCCAACUGGUUGCCUCCUGCCAGUUGGGGUUUUUAAUCCUGUUAUGUUGUAUUUAAAUUUUUUGUUUUUAAGUAUUUGAGUGGAGUGCCUUUUUUUAAAGUUGUGGUGAUUACAGGGUUUUUUAGCCCAGGGCUCCUUUUGCCAUCGGGCUAGUUUUUUGUUGUUAACUUGCCCGAUUUGAACUAAAAUUUUACAGAAGGAUUUCCUGUUAAUCAAAAAGGGUUUUGGGGCUAGUUGAAAUGACUUGUGCGCUAGUACAUGCUAGCUACAGCUUGCCCGAAUGACAGGCUGUAAAACUGACUUUCUUUGCACCCUUGGUGAAAAACGUUCUCACCAUUGUGUUAAUGUACUAUACACACCGUAAUUUUUAGGGAGUUAUUAUAACUCCAAAAAUGGAGUAAAAAUUUUAGGUACAGGAUAACCCCUUUUUUGGGCCUAAUUUAACUCCGAAUUUGGGGUCAUUUUUUACUCCUGAAAAGAGUUCUUUUACUCCCAGUCUUGGAGUUAAAAUUACUCCGAAAUGGGGUUACUUGUACUCCUUACAGGGGUUGUUUUCACUCUUUUUGGAGUUAAUUUAACUCUGAAAGUGGAGUAAAAAUUUUAGGUACAGGAUAACUCCUUUUUUGGGGUUAUUUUAACUCCUCAAAAUCUGUGGUCACUUUUACUCCUGAAAAAGAGUUCUUUAAACUCCUUUUUGGAGUUAAAAUAACUCCACGAAAAAUAACUCCACUGUAAGGAGUUAAAUUAGCCCCACUAGAGGAGUUAUUAUAACUCCCUGAAAAUUACAGUGCAGAUACAUGUACGCUCUGCUCUGUCUGUCGUUGUAUUCCCUUGUUGCUUGGACUUGCUCUGCUUUCAUUCUUAACCCAUUCAGUUCAUAUCGUAAUGAACUACCCUUUCUCUCUCCUGUGGAGCCACUUCCCUAGUGAAUCAAUUAACUGGUGACGUUUGAAAGCUAUUGCAUGGGCAACCUUGACGUGUACCUUUGCACAAGUUACCUAAUAAUAAUGGUCGUGAUAAGAUAUGUAGUAUUUAUUUUAUCUUAUAGAGACCAUUAUCAUGAUGUAACUACUGCAAGAGAAAAACGAUUCAAUCAGAUCAAACCAUACAUAGCUGAUCGAGAUUUUGUGAAGCAAGCCAGGAAAAACAAAAAAAUCAUGUAAUUCCGACCCUAAACUUAUUCCACUUCCGAAAGGACUUCAGUUAAAUAAUUAUAGUGAAUUCCCAGCAAAAUCUAAAAAGGGAGGGAAGGGGAGGGGAGCGGGGGAGAGAAGCAGGUAUUAGGUUUUUGUCCAUUCGUGCUGGAACUUACAAAGCUGUAGUUUGUCAUCGACUCCAAAAGCCUGUUACUGCCGGGUCGAGCCGAUGUCUGGCUAGUGAACGGCCAGAAAUCCCGUGUCGAAUGGGUUACAAUAAGAGAACUGAUUCUUGUAAUUUACUCUCCCUAGACUCGUAACGCACCCAUGUUCCAUGUCUGGGUUUGCUUUGUAUUUUGCAACAUAUCAAGCGAGAAUGCAAGGUUUGUUUUGUGUGAUUUGCAGAUCAAUUCCCUGAACUUCACGGUCUUAUUGCAAACCUGGAGAAACUGGAGGAGCUUGUUAAGGUAGGAGGAAUUCACUGUGGCAUCUGUUGGUGGCGUUGUUCAUCACGGUCGUUAGUAGCUCCUCAGAGAGCCACCAUCGUCUCUAAAGUUAGUUGAGAGAGUACAUCCCAAAAGAAUGAAGGAAAAGAUAUGCUCUCCCCCUUCCCGUUACCCCUACCCAUAUGCCUACCAGCUUUGUUAGUGAGGUUGGAGGGGACUUGUCUGCUGCAAUAUUUUCGCCAAAUAUAGUGAACCCACUGGACGAAAGCAUCUCACGAAUGUUGUCACCAUUUGUAGUCUUCGUCUUCAGUUUUCCUAACUUAAAAGGGCUGUGUCACACUAUUUGCAAUCUUUUUAAAACGCUAAAACAUGUCUUCGCAUCAAAUGAAUUUCAAAAAUAAUGAUCCAGUUUUUGCCAUUUGAGAGUACAUUAAGGCGUUGAUUCCGUUGAAACUGUUUCCUGUUGUCUGUUGCUGCCGAUGACAAGCUAAGAAUGGACGUGGAUUGAGACAUACAUCUAUUUCUUCAAGUUAUGCUAUGCUUGCAGAAGUCACUAAAAAAUUAUCAUGGUUUGUACUCUCUGACGAAGGGUGUGUUCCUUUCGGCGAAUCCAAAAACGGAUUUUUGAUCCUAGAUUUGCCAGAUUUCUCGGUCGAAAGGAACGUGAAAUCCGAAAUUGGAUUUGUAACCUUGGUAACCUUUCGCCAACGCGUGCAAUAUGCACGACAGCCUCUCAAAAAAUGACGUGUUUUCUACUGUUUGACAAAUUAUGCGAUUAUACCGUUCAGAAUUUGGUGGUCGGCAGUUCGAAUAGCGACGAUGGAACAUAUAAAACAGACAAAGAAAGAAGCGCAUUGAAAUUGAAAAUUAUCUAAAGAAUGUCGGCUAGUUUGAUCCAGUUCCAUAGCUCGGAUUUUUUUAUGUAGCACGAACGAAUACCUGUCGCGUCUACAAGCGAGUUUGUAGUUAGAUAGCAGUUCAUUUGUUACUUUUACUUAUUUCUGAUUUCAAGCAAUCUUUAGAGACAAAUGGUUAGUAUAUGGAUAUUUUAAUGUACCAGGAACAAUCUUCUAAUGUUUUCAGAUGUUUUGCGGCAAAUGACCGCAACGAGGAAACUCUACGGCCUCUGUGGGAAUACUUCAACUGGAAAUACCGCUGGAUCACUGACUAAUUUCGGAUCCACUGUGAAUGGAACAGCGUAGAUCACUAAUCCCUUAAUCUGGAUUUGGAUUCUUCGGAUUUCAAAUCCAGUGAAUCCUUUUUCAAAAAGGAUUCACCAGAUCAAAAAUCCGGAUUUGGUGCCGAAAGGAACGCGAAAUCCGUUUUUAGAUCUAAAAUCCGUUUUUGGAUUCACCGAAAGGAACACACCCGAAAUUUGUUUGAUACCGUCUUCAUAAGUCUGCAGGAGCAUUUUUUGUAUGUGUAAGGGCACUAAGUAACGACUUACGAACAGAAUGGAUCUUAAACAGCAAUAUCCUCGUGGCAUAGCCCCUUAAAGUAAAAGACUCUUGUUGGCUUAUACUGCCGCUUUGUUGUACACAAGAAUGACCUGAUCUUACCAGGUCGGUUGUUUUUACUCAUGGAGUUAUCAUUUUGUCUUUACAGCGAUGUUCGUUAUCAAGGUCUUCCAUGUCUCUAUCAGUGGAAAGUGCACUAGAAAGCUUUGACUUCUUAGAACAGGAUGCAGCAGAUGAGACCGAAAGCACUCCCCGCAGUACUGCGAGCGGAGGCAGCGAAUGUCACGAUACAGGAUACAACAGCACUGAUGAUUAUAACAAAGACUUUGGCGUUGAGGGUGGCGCUGAUGCUAGCUACAUUGUAGACUUUUUUGCAUCGAACAAAACUGUGGAUAAUCUUGUGUCUUCAACCGAAGAGAACAGACUUGAUAAAAUCGAUGAAUAUCGCUUCAGUAAGGAGUUUGAGGAGGAAAAUGAUCAUUCCAGCUAUAUAAACGAUCAAGACAACGCUGAUAUAGACUCUUCAAAUGAUAGCCCCAAUUGUAUUACUGAUAUUUUUUCUUCGUUACCAUCAACAAAAUCAGUGGAAAGAUCAGCAAGUGAAGAUGAUGCAGUGAAAUUUAAGGAGGAAACGAUUAACGAAGUGCCUUCCAACACUAGCUCUCCAAGGAAAAGGAUCGAAGCUGGAGAAUUGAUACAAGAGAGUCCUCAACACAGUAGUUACAAAACUCGAUCUUCUCGAGCUACGAGUCCCAACCUUUCGUCUUCAUACGCUCCGGAGGCGACAGUGGGGAACAAGGUUUUGGAUAAGGUAGAUAAAACAGCUAAGCUAGAUAAGGAAGCCAAAAACUUAGUCGAAAAACAGACUCGGCUUUGUUGUUUUUUCUCUCUAAAAGUCCGGGUGGCCAAGAUGACCAUAACAUGGACUUGUAUCAUCAAGUUAAACUUUGCUGGCUCCACAAUGGUUUCCCUGUGGUGCGGACGGACGGGCGUACAGUCACGUGACUACCAAAAUUUCUUAGAUGCUUGGAUAACCAAAUUUUCUUACCCUUGUUUUCUCCGCUGUAACAUCCUCACUGGUCAUUUUUCAUUUACUUGCCUCGUAGGUCAUCCUUUGCCAUUUGCAAUUUUGUGAAGAAAUGGCUGGGGUACGUACAUGCGUCUAUUUCUAAAUGUAUUCAAAAGCUUCAGUUUUCGAUACUUUCUUUAGGUAUUCAGUAGUCAAUUAUAGUUUUUCAUCUUAUUUUUUUAGUAUCUUGGAUCAUUCGGACCCAUGAAAUUCAAGGUUUGUAAGGUUCAUUGCUAGUUUUUGCUAUAACUUCAGCGUGCCUUUUUUCUCUCCUUCUUGUCUCCUUUCUUUUCCUCUUCUCUACCUUCUCCUUUUUAUUUAUUAUCUUAUUUCUUUGUUACUUAUUCUAAGCUUGUUUCAUCCAUUUUCAGGAAAUGUCAGCUUUGUCCAAGCUCCGGCAGCAGAAAGAAGUACUAGAAAGGUUGAUCCAGUUUGUGUUAUCAGCUGACCUCAUCAGUGACUUAUCGCUUUCUCAAAGUGAGUUUUCUACGUCAAAUGUUCCCUCAACCUCGUCUUAUGACCACGACCACCUCGUUGAUAUGACGGUCCCCUUUCUUAUUUGUCCCUUCUUAAAAGUGAGUUUUCUGCUUCAAACCUUGCCGGAACCUCGCCUUACUACCACGACCACCACGACAUUACUAUGGGCCCCUUUCUUUCGGCCCUAUAAAUCGGAGAAGCUCGUUCAUAAGACUAGAUUAUCAUGGCUGGUGGGUGGUCUGAGUAACAGGGUUAAUCUGUACUUAGCCUCUCAAUGUUGAUAGCCUCGUUUUUCUAAGAGGCUUAAAAACUCUCAAGUGUAUUGGUUAAAAUUGAUCUUUCUGUUUGGCGUACAGUAUAUGCAGUAACCUCUUCUUUGCAUUUUACAAUGUGAGGAAAAACUCAUCAAUUGCGUAAAUGGUUUCUUUUCUUGUUGAUUCACUCAAUUAGUUCCUUUACUUUGUAGUUAACCCGCGUUUGGUAUCAAAUCCAAUGUUGGCCUCGUUUUGGGAGAAAACCUGUCAAGGCCAGAGUUCGGUAAGUGUUCGCUCGUUCGCUGUUUUCUAUUGAUUUGUCUAAUUAAGUUCAUCAGGAUUAGCUCAGUAGGUAGAGCGCUUGACCGCAAUGCGGGUUUUCGCAGGUUCGAUUCCCGGGGCUGCACCAAUACUCAGGGUCUUCAAAUAACAGAGAAAUGGAGGUACUGUCAUUGCCUUGAAAACGGCUUGACCUUCGCGUGACCGCUAUUCUACGUGGUGCGUAAAAUGGCGGUCCCGUCGCCGGUAGGAGACGUAAAAAUGAUGUUCUCGAUUAGUUCUUUCAUGCUAAAUACCUUGACACUUGAAUAAGGUGGUUUUUUUUUUCGUUUUAGUUAAUGUUUACCACUGCUGGUCAGCUGGUCAGUGCAUUUGAAGACAACUACAAGAGUCAGAUAACGCAAAGUUACAACAGAGUCGUUGACAUUGGUACGGUAGCUUUUCAGUUCUUUUCUCAUGACAUUUUCUCCUGUCGGCCAUAUUCGCCUUGUUGUAUAUUGCAGGUUACAAUUAGCUAAAUUUUACGAGGAAACGAACAUAGAUAAGACUUCUAGGAAGGACUAUAAAACCAGUCUCAUUCACUUUUUCCCAUCUUGUCCGCGUUGAAUUGGAUAGAGGUUCCUACUGUGUACGUCCACCAUUGGAGGAGGUGGCCUUGCAGCUUAGUGGCUUAGAAUUCUUGCUAGGGCGGAGUAAUUUAUCGUGGGUCUUUUAUGUCUUCCAUUGGCCGGGCAUGAAAAUUAUUUUACAGCACAAUGAGAAAAUUCCACUUAGGAAAAAAAUCUACCUCACUGUUUCUGCUCACAAGAGACUUUCGUAAAACCGAGAGAUGGCAAAUUCCAUAUAAAUUUUGAUUUGACCGCUACUUCGUGAUUUUGUCUCAAUACCACUGGCCACUGAUUUUGAAUUUACAGUUGAACCUUUCCACAACGGCUACCUUGGAGACAGAAGAAAAUGGCCCUUAUAGAGAGUUUGUCGUUGUGUAGAGGUGACCGUUAGUGGACGUUCGACUGUGCACUUGAGACUGAGUCGGUUUUAUUUUGAUUGCCGCUCUGUGGAACUGUUUGGAGGGAGGAAGUUUGACCCAGUCUCUUCCGCAACUGCGUACUAACCGGAAGAAGAAGCGAUAGCAUGCCUGAACAGUCCCCAUGGUUCAAUUUGCCACAACACCGACCCAGCCUCUCACGUAGCCUCAAAGUGAUCAUUAGUUUGCUUAUUUUGGAAUAACUGUUUUUUGUUGUUUUUUUGCAGUAUUUCCUGUGAUUGUGGCUCGUGUUAUACACCAGGAUCCUGAGCUGACUGAUGUUUCGGCGGAGGAGGAAGAUCUUGUGACUGUCUUUCAGUUUGAACACUUCUUCAUGGACUGCUGCAGGUCGGUGUUUUCCGGUUUAAUUAAUUUUGUUGGUUUCCUGAUUACAAAUAUUUAUAUCUCACCGGCCAGAACCAUCUGAAAUGGUGCUGUAAAAAGAUGACCUGGCACAAGGCUUUCUUUUAGCGUAACCGUGGCAGUGUUAGCUUGGUGCUAGAGCACUUGCAUUUAGAGAAGGAGGUUAUUUAUUUAUUUAUUAUUUAUUUUAUUUUAUUUGGCACACUAAUUACAAAAAAUAUAGGAAAAGAAGAAGGAAAAAAAAAAAAAAGGUGAAACUAUAGGAGCUUACUUGCCUUUAUGAGCUAGAGCUGUUUCUGAAGAGAAGAAGGCGAAAAGUCGAAGAUGGAAAGAUUUAUAAACUGUUUUCAUACUUACUCAAUAAUUUAAUCUUCAGUUUUUUCUUAAAAGAGGAGAGGAGUAUGUUCGUACCAACAUACAGGGUCUUAGAAUAACCGAGUAGUAUUUUCUUUGCCCUGCAAAAGGCUAGACAUUCGAGGGGCUUGGACGACGAGGUUGAGAUGGCCGUCCGUCUUUAACAAGAGGCGUAAAAACAGGGUUUAUUUCCGUUUGUUGUUGUUUUGAUUAUAAAAGAAAGGUAGAUGUAUUUUAAACCGUCAAAAAACCUUUUUGAUCAUGUUGAUGAGGGGAUGAUAACUGAUUUAUUGAUUUUUCUUCAGGCCGAACCUGUCCAAGUAUAUCAAUGAUGUGGCUUAUGAGCGUAAGUAGCUGUUUUGUUACAUUGUGCGAGCGCUUUGUGAUACUGCUCUUAUUUAGAAGAUUGGUGUCCUGUUAAGCUAGACUAUGAGAGCGAGUCAUGCAAAAACCCUGGGUAGCGAAAAGCCAAACAAUAUCGGACGUUAGACAAAGACCCGAAAUGCGCUCAUGAUAAAUAGUAGGGUCUUAUAAAAUGCUGAAAGAAUUAUAACAUAGGCCAUGUGGUAAGUUUUCCAAAGGGAAGGAUCAAAGCGCCAGAGCACGUGUAGGUUGCUGCAUUAUAUUUACGCCAGCCACGCUUGUUGUGAUUCAAAGCCGUCAUGUCUGAUUCUUGGUUAUCUUUUUUGUCCUAUUUGUUUGCAGUCGUGAUCGGCAAACGUCUUCGUUCUCCUGAGAAGGAUGCCGUUGUUGCACAGGUAUUUAGAGAUGGAUUCUUUACAGAAUACGCGUAUAGCCGUCGCAUUUGCCGGCUGAAAAUUUUCAGCGGAAAAUGUCCGGCGGGAGCGGGGGGCGGGUACUGCUGCUCAAUUAUCAGUUUUUGGAAAACUCGCUGCGUUAUUGUUUGUAGUUCUUACGUGAUUUAAUCCAAAGAGACGUCCUUUGUUUGUCCUUUGAUUGAGAUGAUUGAUGUGAUCCUUUGUAAGUUGUAAAGUGUGCAUAUUUUGGUGAACGCACAUGCACCCCUUUAUACACUAAUCAGGGUUUUUCUUGUUGUUUGUAGUUGAAGCAGUAUACUGAGAUUCCAUUAUCAAAGAGCUGUUUUUGUCCUGUGUUGCUUCUUCUACUGGACACUGAUUUCUUUGUGUCACAGGCUGCAGGUACUUGGUUUGUCUGUUCCAUAAGAAGUUAUAGAGCAAGAGCAAGUAAUGGGAGGAGAAAAUUUUCUCUAUUCCUGACGCAAUAAUAUGUUUUCGUGUUUCACUUUGUUUGAAAUAACUUACUAUAAAUUGGGUUUCUGUGACUUUACCUAUUUUUCCUUAUAAUUGUCUUUUUUGUUCGCUGACCUGGCGUGCCAUUCAUUUAGAGUGGCACGCGGGCCGCCUCCACUUAAGCUCGUGGCCCAGUUUUUUCUUCUGUUCAUUUCGCGGCUUAACUGACAUAGAAAGAAGUUGUUUCACUGAGGUGCAGGGGGUUCUAGUAGUCCAAUAUUUAAAGCAAUCGCACGAUUGCUUUGGAUUGCAGUAUUGCACGAUGCGUUAGGUUAAGAACAUAUGGCUCCACUUUCUAGUCCAACCAGAGAUAAACUGAUGAACCCCGCUGUUUUAACCCCACACGCGUUUUCCACCUAUGGCGUCAUUCAUGCGCCGAGUAACUCGCCUGAAGUUUUGAUGAGUUUGUUAAGGUUCUCUGCCAUUUUCUUCGCCCCUUCUGAAGUUCUGAUUGUGCCAAUAUCCCUGAUGGUUGCGUUAUUUAUCAACAGAGGCGUAUUUGUUACAUUUACAAAAGAAUGGCGAGCUCAGGAGGAAGGUGUGUUUAAUUGCCUCAAUAUCCUAGAUUGCCGAAAACUGGUCCGUUAACCUUAGCAAAAGACUCCUGGAAUCGUUACUGGGGACUGGCGGGAACACGCUGAACAGCUAUUGGCCAACUCCCUGAAACAGUCCCAAAGGUCUUUGCGAAAGUUAACUCGUCCCAGUUUCCUGAUGGCGAAUGCCACUGAAGUGCAUGAUAUUCUCCACUCGUGAUAAGAGCAUUGCCUUUUUACUAGCUUUUGGAAAAUUUAACGGUCACUUUGCAACAAUCGCAAACGAAAAUAACGCCAGGUCAGAUUUAAUUUUUAGUUGCAAAGGGAACCUUUUUAGCAAUGUCUUGGCGUUAUAGAUCGCUGAAGUGAUACUUUUUCCCUUCUGUCCUUGUCAAAAAAAACACUUCUUCUCAUUAGUGUUCUAGUAGCAAUAUAUCAGGGUUGCCGCGGUCAGGAAAAAGCCAGGGAAAAACGAAAUUGUGUUUAAGGUCAGGGUAAAGUCAGGGAAAAUCUUUGUUGUUUUCCAAGCCAAUGAAACGUCAGGGAAUUCUGUUUUCCGGUUUAUAGUUCGUAAGUUUUCUUUAAAGAUUUUGAAAGACAUUUGUUUCGGAAAAGAUGAAAAGUAUGCUGCAAAGCAAGCAAAGCGAUCAAUUUGACACUUUACGCCUGACACAUGUGAUAGUUCUGGUCAGUGGUUUUCGUUGUGAACGCUUUCUUCCAAAUUCCUUCUUCCACUUUCCGUGAAAAGCGGAAAAAGGUUGAAAAUGAAGAGAGAAUGGCUGCAAAAAAAGCUAAAGUGAAUGUAAACAUAGAUUGUUAUUCAUUAAUAGAAGGUCAGUGAAAACAGUUUAAAGGUCAGUAAAAAGACAGGGCAUUUUUAACUUUCUGAUGAGUGGCAACCCUGUUUAUGCAUCAGUCGCAAACACCUGGGUUCGCCUCACAAUGCUCACAUCAAUUCAAACAGAAUUCUGAGUGAAAAAUAUAUCACCUCUUGUAACAAAAAAAUAAAUGCGUACUCAGUACCUUUUCUCUUAAUUUCUUGCACGUUCCAAAUUUAUUUCAAUGAAUGUAAAAUUCUGAAUCAAAAACUGUGCCUUAACCGAGUCAGGACUGCUUAGUAACUUCCACAGAUUCUAAAAGAGUUAAAUGUACCUUAUAACAGCAGUUAGUACCACAGAAGGUGCUGCACGUUAGAUUUCAUCCAGAGACUUCAAAGUUAUAACAGCGUGUCUUGAUGCCCCUUAAAUCCUUAAAUUUACGCUAGAGCUGAAUUCUGAUCGUACAUCAAAAAGGUUCUAAUCACCAGUGCCGGCUUUAUUUACUGUCCCGCGUACAGGCUAUUGGUUUGAGCAUUGAAGCACUUGAAGAAUCUGAGGAAAAACUUCGGCAAGGAGCGUGCGUAGCCCUCACAGUUCUACAGGUUUGUUUACUUUCCUUUGUUUGUACCAGUACUUGCCCAACCAACAUAUCAAUUCUAGCUGUGUUUUUUACCUUUGCCUUUGGUCGGGGUUCGUACGGAUCAUGGAAAACAAAAAUACGAGGACGAAUUUUUCUUUCUCUUUUUUAACCUGGAUAUUCGUUAAAGUCCUUAAGAAUUCAACUCCAGGAAAAAUGGCCGUCAUUUGACAAAUAGAGCGGGUCCAAAUAGACACAAUAAAGUUAAACGGACGCAAAUUCAUUUUUUGCCGACGUUUUCAUUGUGUCGUCGUCGUUACUUAAGCUCCCCAUCGGCUACCUUCGAUCGUAUACAAUGUAAAGGAAUACUUGAAAAAGUUCUAUCUAGCCUUUGUUUCAGUGUCUAGUGUCUGCUCCUCUUGUCUCAUAUGCUUUCCACUACUGAUGCACCAGUGAAACCCAAAAUACUGACUAUACAUUUGAUAGCCAACAGUUAUUGUUCUCCCUUAAGAACUUCUCUGUACCACUCUCCAGGCAAGAGAUGCAGUACCACAGUUGCUUUACCUCAGCCGAUGCGAUGUGCAAUCUGUAAAGUUAGAGGCAAGAAAGGCGCUGUCAUCCUUAGGUAAGUUUUACAUUCCCUCUUUCUUUCUCCUGAAACUGUAUUUUGGUUGAAUUUGAAAUUCUUCAUAGAGGUAAAAUCAAAUAAAAGUGACUGAUUUCAUCAGCAUUGUAACCUUUGGUAAGAGAAGAAUACUUGACAUCUUCAGCUCAGGGCCCAGUUGUUCAAAGCCGGCCGAUUUGUGCAGACUGGGUUCAAAUUUUAGUUUGGGUUUCUUUCCUUUUGUUGAAAAGAAUUUUCUUGGAUAAUUUGCCCUAUACUGGAAAAUUGUAGACAAAAAGAAUGAAAGUGGAUUCGCUUCUUGACGUUUCAUAUGUGAACUCAAUUUCCCUACUCUUUUCUGUACCCCACAUUUAACAGCCCGACUCUGAUCAUUUCCGUUAUUUAUUAUUAUUAUUUUUUGCGGUAGGGGAGGAAGGCGAAGAUGCGUUAAGACAAUCAGAGAUGUCCACAAAUGAGAUAACGGCGUUGAUGUUCUGAAGGAAUGGUUCCAGUGAUCUAUCAGUGUGCUACGAAAAGAACAAGCAGCGAGCAGAACAACUUUAAAGUGACUCUGAAAUGAUAAACACGCUGAUACCGUAAACUUUGUGAUCACGUCGCGCGAAAGUCAACGCGAAAUCUGGAACGACACUGAAAAGAAAAAAAAAACAAUAGCCUUCUUGUAGGCUAGGUACGAAGUCUGUGGAUGCCAGUAUUUAUCAACAUAAUAUUACUUCAGGAACCUCCAACCGUCGUACUGUAGCAAGCUGACUGCUUUGUAAGGUUGCUGUGACUUGAUUUUAGGGAUAGGUUUUUCACCCCAUUUAGUUCAAUUAUCUCUCCAGUGAAAAAUGGUUCAUUAGGCAUAAGAGGGUUAAAUUUAACAGCAGUUUAUUCUCCGCUUAAAUGUAUCCUUAACUGUAACAAGUGCAUUGACGUUGAAGAAGAGAAGCAAAAGCAUUUGUUUCAUUAUUAAGCCCCCUCGGCCCUUAUUUAAAAAAAAAAAUAAUCGGAAAGAGGAGGGUAGUUUCAAAAGGGCUGUUUGCCGGUUUUGUCUGAUAACAGAUUUGGUACGUAAAAUAGGGGUAAGCGACUUGGUGAUCUCUGUGAAACUAUCUAAUCGAAAGUUGGGGUGUUCACAGUGGCAAAACGGGACGACAGUCAGGCGAAGAAAUCACAGGGAGAGAGGGUCCUGUCCGCAUUGUCAAACGCAUCAACUCGCCUGUUUGCCGAGUCAAAUACAAGACUGGUGGUCGGACAGCGGCCUUCCAUUGUCAAACUCUCUCCCUGUGCUUUAUUAGGGAGAACUGGAAAAAGUGAUUAAUUUCGCAAGAAGAACAGCGUUUGGACUAUAAUGCUGGGAAAAACUAGAGCUUACCAACGCCAUAUCUAUUUAGCUACAUGGUGAAAUUUUUAAAGAAUUAGAAUGAAUAAUGAGAGACGUGGGUAGCAGGUCAAGACAUUUUUUGUACAGAAUUUGAAAUACAUUAUAAAAGUUUUGCUUUGAGCAGAAAUGUUUUGAAGCUAAAGGCUUCAACAUAAGCAUCAAUAAUAACAGAGUAUUUAAAUUUAUAUUGACUCACAAUAUUUGUAAUAUAAAGUGGAUUUUGUAAAGAUACAUGAUUGUAAGGACUUACUUAUGUUUCUAGCCUUCUUCCCAGCUACUGUUAAGUAAAGUUUCAUUGCAAAUCGCUUAAUAGUCGUCGAUGAAUAACCAUGCAUUGUCUGUGUUAGAGCGGCUUGCCGCAAAA